AUAUUUCACAGCAGUCAGGAGCUUGCAGGGAAACCGCUGCACAGAACAAAUCUUGCUGUCUGAGUUCAUCCACAGAACACUCGGUGUAUCAGACAAAAUGUCACACAACAUAAGGUGCAUGCUGGUCCUCUUACUUUCCCUGACAUUGGUCGCUUCUGCCCAAAACAGAAUAUCUUGUGUGGCUCAGAAAAGCACGAGUUUUGGGUUACGUUUGUUUCAAGAGGUUCUUGAAGACCAACAGGGAAAGAACCUGGGCUUCUCGCCUUAUGGGGUAACAUCCGCCUUGAGUGUCCUUCAGUCUGGAGCAGCCGGAAAAACAUUGGAUCAGAUCCAAAAAGCUCUCAAUUUUGGACAGAAAGAAUGGGCAGUGGCCUUGUCACUUCAUAAGCUGCGGGAGCAGAUUUCCGGACAACAAAAAUCUACUGAAGACCCCAAGCCAGUACACAUUGCAGAUGGUCUCUUUGUACAGCGGCACCUAUCACUGACUCCAGGGUUCCUCGAAAGAUUUCAAGCAACUUUUCACCGACAAGUUAGCCAGGUCAACUUUACUGAUGCAGCCCAAGCCAAGGAUAUCAUAAAUCAAUGGGUAGAAAACAAGACAGAUGGAAUGAUCAAAGAUUUAGUGGGAAGCAACAACAUACCUCCACUGACCCGCCUCGUGCUAUUAAGUGCUGUACACUUCAGUGGAAAAUGGACUGUCCCAUUCCCAGAAAAGGCAACUCGCCAGCGCCCAUUCUACAGAUCUGAUGGGUCUCAUGUGCAAGUUCAAAUGAUGGCCAACACUGGGAAAUACAACUACAGUGAGUUCACGACCCUAGAUGGGGAUUUUUAUGAUGUGAUAGAGCUGCCAUAUGAAGGAGAGGAGCUCAGCAUGCUUAUUGCUGCUCCUUAUGAAAAAAAUGUUCCCUUAUCCGCCAUCACCAACAUCCUGACACCUGAGCUCAUUGCCCAGUGGAAAGCCCAAAUGAAGAAAGUAACACGUCUUAUAGUCCUACCCAAGUUCUCUCUGCUUAGUGAAGUAGAUCUAAAGAAGCCUCUAGAACGUCUGGGGAUGACUGACAUGUUCACUGAAGAGACAGCAGACUUUAGCCGCUUAUCCUCUGAAAAACCACUAUAUGUAUCUGAAGCUUUCCAAAAAAUCAAAGUUGAAGUGACAGAAAGGGGUACAAGAGCAUCUGCAGCAACAGCUGCUAUCCUGCUAGCCCGAAUGGCUCCUCUGGAGGUCAUCCUGGACCAUCCUUUCUUGUUCAUGGUCAGACACAACCCAACAGGCACACUGCUUUUUGUUGGACAAGUCAUGGAGCCCUGAGGAGACUGUUCUGUGGAUCCUGACCCGCCUGUACCUGUGAGACAGAUUCUGUUUUAACAAGACUCACCUGAACCCUAAAGCCUGCUUGUUGGAGGGUUGGGCAAAAAAACUGGCCAUUUGGGGGGAAGGGGGGAAUAACGGGUAGUAUGAAAGCUCCAAAGAGUGUGAGUGUAUGAGUGAGUGAGGAUUAAAAGGUAUAGCGUAAGCGUGUCAUUGCCUUAUAAGUAAGAUUUUAUAGUUUUGAUACUACUGAAUUUUAUAAAGAAUUGUAAUUGAGUUUUUUUUUAUAUUUAUUAAAUAUAUUUAUUUAUA
This is a messenger RNA of Xenopus laevis (African clawed frog), 1621 nucleotides long. RefSeq names its product serpin peptidase inhibitor, clade E (nexin, plasminogen activator inhibitor type 1), member 1 S homeolog (gene serpine1.S). The coding region runs from base 98 to 1309 and encodes 403 amino acids. Lineage: Eukaryota; Metazoa; Chordata; Amphibia; Anura; Pipidae. The record is from RefSeq and is a predicted model, not a curated record. The transcript is spliced from 9 exons.